UCCAUCUGCGCAUGCGGUAGAAAUGCUAACGAGUCUCCGUGGCUGUAUAUUGUAAAACAUACCCGAAGCUCCUCAGUCACCCUAAUCUGACUUUGAGGCUGUGAACCGCCAGCAUCGUGUUUAAAAUAAUACUAGACUCCAGACUCGUUAAAAGAAGCUCCUGUUUUUAGCCCGUUUGAUGGAGUUCAUAUAGCUGCUCACACAAGCUAACAGCUGCCGCCAGCAGUCCAUCGGAGAAUGAUCAAGUUCGUGCUAAUGGUGAACCGCCAGGGUCAGACCAGGCUAUCCAGGUAUUACCACCCUGUGGAGCUGAGCCGCAGAGCGGCGCUUGAAGCCGAUGUAGUCCGCUGCUGCCUGAGCCGCAAGAAAGAUCAGUGUUCCUUUGUGGAGUACAAAGAUUUUAAACUGGUUUAUCGUCAGUAUGCUGCGCUGUAUAUCGUGGUGGGCAUCACAGACAGUGAGAAUGAGCUGUCCAUCUAUGAGUUGGUCCAUAACUUUGUGGAGGUCUUGGAUAAAUACUUCAGCCGGGUGAGUGAACUGGACAUAAUGUUCAACCUGGAUCGAGUUCAUGUCAUCCUGGAUGAGAUGAUCCAGAACGGACACAUUGUGGAAACAAACAAGAGUCGCAUCCUCGCUCCCCUCACCGCCAUCGACAAGAUGACCGACAGCUGACACACGCUGGAGAGGAAGUUACUGUUCUGCUUGCUCGAGGAUGGGCCUGGAUUUGAUGAACUAAAUUGUGAUGUCCUGCAGCUUACAGUCUGAGUUUAAAGCCUGUUUAAAGGUACUGAUGUUACAAAAAAAAAAAAAAAUACUC
Messenger RNA from Archocentrus centrarchus (flier cichlid), 817 nucleotides. It is a transcript of the gene ap4s1, whose product is annotated as adaptor related protein complex 4 subunit sigma 1. Gene Ontology annotation, biological process: protein transport. NCBI's taxonomy places the organism in Eukaryota, Metazoa, Chordata, Actinopteri, Cichliformes, Cichlidae. The transcript is spliced from 6 exons. The coding region runs from base 238 to 672 and encodes 144 amino acids. The record is from RefSeq and is a predicted model, not a curated record.